This is a messenger RNA of Colletotrichum lupini, 1920 nucleotides long. RefSeq lists its product as uncharacterized. Lineage: Eukaryota; Fungi; Ascomycota; Sordariomycetes; Glomerellales; Glomerellaceae. Gene Ontology annotation, cellular component: SCF ubiquitin ligase complex. Bases 1 to 1920 code for a protein of 639 amino acids. Gene Ontology annotation, biological process: SCF-dependent proteasomal ubiquitin-dependent protein catabolic process. The transcript is spliced from 3 exons. The record is from RefSeq and is a predicted model, not a curated record.
AUGGCGAGACCGUCUCGUCGAUCCCAAGCUCAGGCUGCCCAGGCUGCUCAAGGCCAGAACCAGACUCCCCAGCAGGGUCAAGCAGCUCCUCAGGAUGAUGCUGCAGGCACUGUCCGUAUCACCCGCCACAUCUCUGGACCACAAUCGGCUUUGACCGACUACCUUGCUGCCCACAACAUCUCUGCAAACCAGAUUCGCCGGGAUGCAGACCAGCGUCGUGCUGCUGCUGCUGCCCAGAACCAAGCAGACAAUGCCAUCGGAGAUGAUGAUGACGAGGCCGAGGCCGGCCCUUCAACAGCAUCUACUGGAGCUUCUCAGUCCGGCCGCAAUGAGACUGCAGCUGAAAAGGCGAAGCGUCAGAAAAAGGAGCAGAUGGCCAUCGCCAAAAUCAAGGCCUCCAAAGCGUUCAAGAAGCGCAAGCACCGAGGCAUGGAUUCAGAAGACGAGGACGACAUAGCACGCGCCCUAUUCGAGCAAAUGGCCCAACCCUUGCCAGGCCAGAUGGAUAACUGCGCCAUCUGCAAGAAGCGCUUCACCGUCACCGCCUACUCGCUGAGUGGCCCUGAGGGCGGUCUACUCUGCGCGCAGUGCAGCAAGGAUGAGGCUGGCAAGAAGGGCAAGGGCAAGCAGAAGCCCAAGAAACCCGCCGGUGGCCAGGGCAAGCGUCGCAAGAUGCAGAGCAACAUCCUCGACGGCACGUACCAGACUGGUGCCAAGAACCUGACCACUCUCUGCAUCGAGACUCUGGCCAAGAAUGUCGACCUCGCCGACAGUUUGGGCGAUUUGCCAGACCAGGUGGUAGACAAGAUUGCGCGACUCUUCUCCAAGCGUCGACUGCUCAGCCCUGUGACGCUGCCCCUGUUUGUGCAGCCGUCCACCACGGUCCUUCACAUCUACGACGGCGCCAAGCUGGGCUCCAACGAAUUCGAGAGCAUCUUCCAGACGGCACCCAACCUCAAGAGAUUCAAGGCUCGCAACUCUAUUCAGUUCAAGGACGAGGUCAUGGACUAUCUUCUGAGUCGCGACAUCAAGCUUACGCACUUUAUUCUCCACGGCGCAAACCUCCUCAGCGACGAGAGCUGGACCAAGUUCGUCCAGCAGAAGGGUGCCCAUCUGGAAGCCAUCCAGGUCUACUACACUGAUAAGCACGUUGGCGACGAGCUGCUUGCUCUCCUUCCCGAGACUUGUCCCAACCUCAAUCGCCUCAAGGUCUACCACAACCAAAAGGUCACUAACGUCGGCGUCAAGUCUAUUGCCGACAUCAAGUCAUUGAAGCACCUCGGCCUUCACCUGCAGCACGACAUCACCUCCAAGAGCCUGGCCCACAUGAUCCACGGUGUAGGCAAGGACCUGGAGACGCUUUCCUUGAAGAAGAUGCCCACGGCCAACGACGAGGUGUUGAGUGCGAUCAGAGACACCUGCCGUUCUCUCAAAAAGUUCCGCAUCACCGACAGUGAGCACAUGACGGAUGAGGGAUUCGCGGACCUCUUCAACAACUGGGAGAACCCUGGCAUCGAGAUCAUUGACCUCCAAAAGUGCCGCUACCGCGACUCGACCAAGCCCCGCGAGAACGAAGACGGCAUUGGCCUCUGCUCCGACGGAUUCCGUGCCCUCAUGAAGCAUUCCGGCAAGAAGCUCAAGAAUCUCAACAUCCACGCUUGUCGUCACAUCAAGCGUGAGGCGUUCGAGGACGCCUUCUCUGAGGAGGACCAGUACCGCAACCUCGUCAAGCUCGAGAUCAGCUUCAUCGAAGAGGUGGAUGAUUUCGUUCUCGGACGCAUCUUCCGAAGCUGCCCCAACAUUCGCGAGAUCAACGUCUUUGGAUGCAUGAAGGUCAAGGAUGUCCGGGUCCCCAGAGGCAAGGUCGUGGUUGGUGUUCCGAACGCCAUGGGGAUGGUCGUUGAAGGUCGCGACGAUUAA